GUUUCUGAAGGCCAGCGCUCAACCCCACCAACUCUGUUUUGUACCCGACGUCCAAUUUCUGCUUCUCGAACCCUUAGAAGUUUACGCCACUUUUUGCCCGAAACUUUACCGUCUCUCUCAUGGAUGCCGUCGCAAGUUCUGCAUUCGUCACCAAGUUCCCAGAGACUUGUGCGCUUCACAAUAGUCCGUCUUCUUCGAUCCGAGCGUCUAAUAAGCGACCCGGGUCUCUCAAAAUCUGCGAAACACCUCACUUUCAUGCUCUUCGUGUUCUUGCUCACGCAAGUGAGGUUCCUGGUGGUGAAGAUGAAGAAAGUAAGCCGUUGAAUAGUGGGUUUGGCUUUCUUUCUGAAGGCAGUGCGUCUUUGUCUCGGGAUAAUUUAGAUUGCAGUCAAAGUAUUGAGAAUGAUGCGGCUGAGGCCCUAAAAAUGGACAUGUCUAUUACGACUCCAGGUGUAAGCGUAGCAGGAGGAGGAAACCGAGCUGGGCUUUUUAGGACACCAAUUUCUGGUGGAGUGCAGAGUGCCACCUCAGCUCAUGGUUUACCUCGACCAGCCUUAGCAGUUCGUAAUCUAAUGGAGCAGGCCAGAUUUGCUCAUUUGUGCACGGUGAUGUCUCGGAUGCACCACAGACGAGAAGGGUAUCCAUUUGGGUCUUUGGUAGAUUUUGCACCUGAUUCAAUGGGCCAUCCAUUAUUUUCGUUUUCGCCAUUGGCCAUCCACACACGAAACUUGUUAGCAGAUCCCAGAUGCACACUUGUUGUGCAGAUACCUGGAUGGAGUGGCUUGUCAAAUGCUAGGGUAACUAUAUUUGGUGAUGUCUACCCACUUCCAGAGCAUCAACAGGAAUGGGCUCAUAAGCAAUACAUAGCAAAGCAUCAACAAGGGCCCUCUCAACAGUGGGGUAACUUCUACUACUUCAGGAUGCAGAACAUAAGUGACAUCUAUUUUAUUGGAGGCUUUGGCACUGUUGCUUGGGUUGAUGUCAACGAAUAUGAGACCCUUCAACCUGAUAAGAUUGCUGUUGAUGGAGGCGAGCAAAACUUAAAGGAACUGAACGCAAUCUUCUCAAAGCCCCUGAAAGAGCUUUUGUCCACCGAAACUGAGGUAGAUGAUGCUGCUCUCAUAUCAAUAGACAGCAAGGGAAUCGAUAUAAGAGUUCGUCAAGGCGCACAGUUCAACAUACAAAGGAUAUCAUUUGAAGAAGGACAUGCUGUUGAAACAUUAGAGGAAGCCAAAGCGGCUCUUUGGAAACUAGUACACAAGGGCCGAGUAUGCAAUUUGCAGAAAUAGGCGUUUCACUGCAUCCGGUUUCUUUCUUCUGGGAAACAAGACUCAAUGUGUCUCACAUUUUAGAGACUUUGUCACCUGACUUUGUAAAUACUUGCAGGCCUUGGGAUGGUUUAAUGCGAAUUUUUGACCAAGUAGAUGUUCAAAUUUCUGAUUUGUGGGAAGUUGCCUGAAGCAUCUAUAAUAAUCUAUUACCUAUAUAAGUUAUGAUCAUUUUCUUCGUA
Molecule: messenger RNA, 1510 nt
Organism: Carya illinoinensis
Lineage: Eukaryota; Viridiplantae; Streptophyta; Magnoliopsida; Fagales; Juglandaceae
Exons: 9
Coding region: 120-1289 (389 amino acids)
Source: RefSeq, a predicted model, not a curated record